Molecule: messenger RNA, 945 nt
Organism: Branchiostoma belcheri (Belcher's lancelet)
Lineage: Eukaryota; Metazoa; Chordata; Leptocardii; Amphioxiformes; Branchiostomatidae
Product: regucalcin-like
Exons: 6
Coding region: 34-924 (296 amino acids)
Biological process (GO): L-ascorbic acid biosynthetic process
Molecular function (GO): enzyme regulator activity; calcium ion binding; gluconolactonase activity
Source: RefSeq, a predicted model, not a curated record
AGGUGAAGGAAAAGCUGCCGUCCAGGUUUGAGGAUGUCUGUUACCGUAGCUAUUGCGGAGCCGGGUGAGCAUACGGAGGGACCACACUGGGACCACCGCACCAACACACUGAUGUACGUCGACCUCCUGGACCAGUGUGUAUGCCGAUGGGACCCGGUCACUGGGCGAAAGGGCAAACUGAAAAUAGACUGUAGCCCCGGCUGCGUGGUUCCCCGGGCGUCAGGAGGAGCCGUGGUGGCCGCCGGGACCAGGUUUGCCGCCCUGGACCUCCAGACCGGGCAGCUGACGACACUGGCGGAGGUCAACCGCGACAAACCUACCAACAUCUUCAACGACGGCAAGUGUGAUGCAGCCGGCAGACUCUGGGCAGGCACGAUGGGGAAAGACUCCGUCUUCGGAAAGUUCGAGUUUGGCGCAGGGUCCCUGUUCUGUCUGAACGCCGACCGAACUGUCACAAAGGCACUUGGCGGAGUGAGUAUCUCUAACGGCCUGGCGUGGUCCCCAGAUAACACCGUCAUGUACUACAUCGACUCGCUCCAGUUCAGCGUGGAUGCCUUCGACUUUGACUUGUCCACAGGAACACCGACAAAUCGUCGUAAAGUUUUUACGUUCGACCCGGCUACCUCCGUCCCCGAUGGGAUGACGAUUGACUCCGACGGCCACCUGUGGAUAGCCCUGCUUCACGGUGGACAGGUGGUACAGGUGGAUCCUAACACAGGUACCCAGCUCCGCGCUGUGAAGUUCCCCACAGACCGGGUCACGUCCUGCUGCUUCGGCGGGCCGAACCUGGACGUCCUGUACGUCACCAGUGCGCGGGUCAACAUGUCGGCGGAGCAGACCCUUCAGCAGCCCCUGUCCGGGUGUGUCUUCCAAGUCACCGGGCUUGGCGCUAAGGGGAGACCGGGGAUGUCCUACAUGGGUUGAACCAGACUAUAUAGAGAUAAC